Molecule: messenger RNA, 1065 nt
Organism: Chenopodium quinoa (quinoa)
Lineage: Eukaryota; Viridiplantae; Streptophyta; Magnoliopsida; Caryophyllales; Amaranthaceae
Exons: 1
Coding region: 1-1065 (354 amino acids)
Source: RefSeq, a predicted model, not a curated record
AUGGAAGACGCCACGAAAUCCCUUUUGGAGUACGGUAUUCCUGAUACAACUACCAGAUUCCUUUCUAGCAUUGUCAGGCCACCUGUGACGGCUCAGCACUUCGAGCUAAAGCCACAAUUCAUUCAGUUCAUCUCCAAAGAUUCUUUUGCAGGCACACCACAUGAUUGCCCGGUAAGUCAUAUUGAUUGUUUCUUGGAGAAAUGUGAUACUAUGAAAAUGAAUGGUGUUACAGAUGAUGCUAUCAGACUUCGCCUUUUCCCUUUCUCACUACGGGAUAGGGCGAAGGAAUGGUUGAGAGAUGAAGGCACUGCCUCGUUUGAUACAUGGGAAAAGCUAGUGAAAGCUUUUCUAGUAAAGUUUUUGGGACAGGAAAAGACUGCUAGGUUAAAGAACGAGCUAGCUACCUUUCGUCAAUCUGAUGAUGAGACUCUAUAUGAGGCAUGGAGAAGAUUCAAGCGCUUACAGAGACAAUGCCCUCAUCAUGGUAUCCUAGAGUGGUUGUUGAUCCAAACAUUCUACAAUAGUCUGACCCAUGAGUUCCGCAUUUACAUUGAUGCUGCAUCCGGGGGUUCUCUCAUGACUAAGAACCCAACUAAAGCCAAGGAGCUAGUUGAGAAGAUGGCAGCCAAUGACAAUUAUCAUCCAAGGGGCAGAAAUACUGUGAAGACUAGAGGGAAAUUUGAUGUUGAUGCUUUAACUCUCUUGACAAGUUCUAUACAGGCAUUAACAAGCAAGUUUGAUAAAAUCCAAGCUGGAUCCACUUCCACUUCAUUAGAAACAUGUCAAUUAUGUGGUAUUCAAGGCCAUAUUGCUCCACAAUGUCAUCCGCCCUCUGAUGAAAUGUCAAUCGAGCAAGCAAAUGCCUUCUAUAUUACGUCACCUAAAAGGCCGUAUGAUGCUCAAGCUCAAUUGUAUUCUCCACCACCACCACCUAAUCUUCAAGCAAGGAAAUCUUUUAAUCACCAACCAUGUAUCAACAACUACCACCGUAAACUUCAAAAUACAACCUCGAUUCCACUAUGGAGACUUUCACUACCUCCCUUCUUCGACAGCAAGAGCUUAUGA